Molecule: messenger RNA, 1107 nt
Organism: Knipowitschia caucasica
Lineage: Eukaryota; Metazoa; Chordata; Actinopteri; Gobiiformes; Gobiidae
Source: the annotation of a GenBank genome assembly
AUGGAUUUUAACAAUAGCUUUGACUACGGCGCUUACCCGACUGGACUCCCCUACAACACCAGUCUGGAUUACGAAGACUACUACCAUGAACCGGACGCUAGCAAAAUCAUCAUUCCCUCGAUCUACGCUUUAGUAUGCUGCGUGGGACUCACCGGCAACGCCAUGGUCAUCUACGUCAUCCUCAAAUACGCCAAAAUGAAGACCGCCACAAACAUUUACAUCCUCAACCUGGCCAUAGCCGACGAACUCUUCAUGCUGAGUGUGCCGUUCCUUGCCACAUCCGCUGCUGUUCGCCAUUGGCCGUUCGGUUCGCUAAUGUGCCGGCUAGUCUUGAGCGUAGACGGCAUCAACAUGUUUACCUCCAUAUUUUGUCUUACGGUGCUAAGUGUGGACCGGUACAUUGCCGUUGUCCAUCCCAUCAAAGCAGCGCGCUACCGCAGGCCGACUGUAGCUAAAGUUGUUAACGUUUGCGUCUGGGGGCUAUCGCUGAUCGUGAUUUUGCCAAUUAUAAUUUUCGCCGACACUGUACCUGCGCAAGAUGGCGGAGUUGAUUGUAACUUUAUGUGGCCCGAAGCGGCGUGGUCAGAGGCUUUUGUGGUCUACACCUUCCUGCUUGGUUUCUUGCUACCGGUUGGCGCAAUCUGUCUUUGCUAUUGCCUGAUGGUAGCGAGGAUGCGUGCGGUUGGGCUUAAAGCGGGCUGGCUACAACGCCGAAGAUCCGAAAAAAAGAUCACGAGGAUGGUUCUCCUGGUUGUAGCCGUGUUCGUCCUCUGCUGGAUGCCUUUCUACAUCGUCCAACUGAUCAGCGUGUUCCACCGGCCGCCAGACCCGAUGAUAACGCAGCUUUUUGUCAUACUCAGCUACGCUAACAGUGGCGCCAACCCUAUACUGUACGGUUUUGUGUCCGAUAAUUUCCGGAGGUCGUUCCAGCGCAUCGUGUGUUUCCGUUGGCUGGAGAACGGCCUGGACGCGGAACAGGUGGACUACUGCGCCGUCGCGGUCAAGAAGUCUACGCCCUGCAGACCGCUGGACUUCCCCAAAGAGUAUCUGGCUUCUGAAAUGGUGUUCCGGAACGGCACGUACACAUCACGAACGACCACAGUGUGA